Beta vulgaris subsp. vulgaris (sugar beet) is the source of this 1923-nucleotide messenger RNA. RefSeq lists its product as uncharacterized. Bases 1 to 1923 code for a protein of 640 amino acids. The transcript has 2 exons. The record is from RefSeq and is a predicted model, not a curated record. Lineage: Eukaryota; Viridiplantae; Streptophyta; Magnoliopsida; Caryophyllales; Amaranthaceae.
AUGUGUACUUGUGGUGCUAACUAUAGCUGUACUUUAACUAAGAAGAUAUUGAAGAGCCAACAAGAUCAGAGGCUCGUGUUAUUCCUAAUGAAACUGAAUGAAGAUUAUGUUCAAGCAAGGACAAACAUACUCAUGAUGCAGCCUUUACCCAAUCUGAGUACAGCUUAUAGGCUUCUGGUGCAAGAAGAAAGACACCAAGAGGUCAGCAAUGUGGUGGCUACACAUGAAACUAUGGCGUUUGCAGCUUAUGACAAAAGAAGGUUCUAUGAUAAAACUACUACAUCAAGAAAUCAGUCCUCUUAUAAGCCACAGAACCAACCUUCUUUGUCUGGAAACAAGAGGCCUUCUGUUUGGUUCUGUGAUUAUUGCAACAAACCUGGUCAUGGCAUCGACCGUUGUUACAAAUUACAUGGGUUACCUCCACAUCUCAGUGGACACAAAGACAAGAAAGCUGCUAAUCUUGUUCAAAUAAACACUGAAGCUGAUGAUCCUAAGCCAACAGAAGCUAAGACUAUAUCUGUUGAACAAUACAAUCAACUCUUGUCUCUCUUAAGCAAACAACAGCCUCAGUCCCUGGAUGUUCUUUCAUCCACAUCUAAUGAUCAUGGCAAUGCUUUUAUGGCAGGUAAAUUUUGUUUUAUGUCUAGCACUGGCUUAUCUUGGGUACUUGACAGUGGAGCCACUGAUCACAUUUGUCACAAUCUGGAAAUGUUUAAUACUUAUCAUGUUGUUGAACACCUUGAUAAUAGUGAUAAUACUAUCACUAUCCCUGAUGGGAGAAAGAUACAAAUCAUGCAUAAAGGAACCAUUAAUCUUUCUACAAACAUCAUCUUACAAGAUGUUUUACAUGUCCCUCAUUUUCAUUUCAAUUUGCUUUCUAUACCUAAAAUUUGUCAAGAUCUGAAUUGUUCUGUGAGCUUCACAUCUACUUCUUGUAUUCUCCAGGGACCUACCUUGACCCAUCCUCUGGUUCUUGGUAACUUGCAGCAUGGCUUAUAUUGCACAAAUCUUCCCCAGCAAUUUAAGUCUUCCUUAAAAGAUUCAAGUUCUACUGAUCAUAUUGCUUCUACUUCUAUUUCUUCUGUUAAUAAUUGUACUGAACAAGCCAAACUAUGGCACCUCAGAUCAGGUCAUUUACCAUUUCUUGCUCUCAAAAAUGCUUGUCCUACUAUUGAUCUAGGAGAUAUCUCUUCUUGUAUAUGUCAGCUAUCCUCCACAUCAGAAGGCUUACAAACUUCUCCAUUUACACACAAAGAAAAUUAUCAUUCCAGAGAUGUCAAGUUUCAUGAAAAGAAUUUUCCAUUUCAUUAUUCUUCCUCUCAUGUCCCAUUCACUCCUAUAUUCUUUCCUAUAGAAAUAUCUCCCUCUCCUCUUGCUUAUGAUGACAUUCCAGAUGUAUUUUACUCUUCCCUUCCUUCAUUAUCUUCACCCUCACAUCCAUCUCUAUCUCCUGAUGAUGUAUCCCCAUCUAUUUCUUCAUCUACUACUACUACUACUUCUAGCCCCUCUUCCAUUACUCAUUCACCACCUUCAUCUUCUCCUAUCCACAUUCUUACACAGCCUCCUUCUACUAGUGUUUCAUCUUCCUCUAUUGAUCAAACACUUACCCCUUCUCUUCCUUCUCCCAGAAGAUCUACUAGAACUACUAAAAUUCCAUUUCACCUUCAAGACUAUACCUUUUCUUUAUCUAACACGUCUUCUUCUGUUAAUUUAUCAUCUUCUGCUAAUUUAUCUUCUUCUGCUAAUUUAUCAUCCCACUGGUGUAAUCUUGUGCAAUAUUCCUCUCUUCCUAGCUCUCAUCAUGCUCUUGUUUCUCAAAUCUCUUCUAUUGUUGAACCAAGUUCUUAUGUUGAGGCUGCUAAAGAUCCUAAUUGGAUUCAGGCUAUGGACAAAGAGCUUUCUGCUCUCUCUCUCUGCCAAUAA